Messenger RNA from Juglans microcarpa x Juglans regia, 344 nucleotides. RefSeq lists its product as uncharacterized. The coding region runs from base 3 to 269 and encodes 88 amino acids. The record is from RefSeq and is a predicted model, not a curated record. NCBI's taxonomy places the organism in Eukaryota, Viridiplantae, Streptophyta, Magnoliopsida, Fagales, Juglandaceae. The transcript has a single exon.
AGAUGAGUUCAACAAGCAGAGCUAUUGUAGCAGCCAGCGUAGGAGUUGUGGAGGCCAUGAAAGACCAGAUGGGUAUCUGCAGGUGGAAUUAUAUUAUAAGAUCCGCUCAGCAAAACACGAAGAACCAUCUCCGGUCUUUAUCUCAGGCUAAGAACCUCUCCUCUUCAACUUCCGCUGUGGUUUCAAGCAAAGCAAGAGAUCAGAAAAUGAAGAAGUCGGAAGAGUCUUUGAGGACAGUCAUGUACUUAAGCUGUUGGGGUCCCAAUUGAGCGGUCUGAUCUGGUGAUCUGAAGAAAGUCACGAGGCAGUGAGUUCUCCGAGAAAGCCGUUGCGUGAAGAAGUCC